AUUAAUCUGAUUUUUUAUUUCACUGAAAUUUAAAAAUUAUGCGUUAAACAUAUUUAUUUUUAUUUGAUUCAUAACUUACUUAUAAUAGUAGGUAUUAAUCUACUUGUUUGCUGAACAAAUCUUGAAUUGCACGUUCACGUUGAAUAGGUAGUAGUUAAAAAAUGAAUUGAUACAUACACAGAUUAUUUAAGAAUUAGUUAUAUAACUGUAAUCAUAGACCUAAUAAACUCUAGAGUUCAAUGAAAAAUGAAUCUAUAUUUAUAUAUACUAUCAUAUUUAUUGAAAAUAUACAGAACAUCAUUGAACCACAUUAGCACUAGUUAAUACAUUUCUAAUAUUAGAUGACAUGCUGAUGCAGUUAUUAUACAUAGGUCUUGAUGUUUUUUUAUAAAAAAUUGGAAUUAAUAUGUAGAUAAAAAGUUUACAAAUAUAAAAAAAUCAUUACUAAUUAUUGAAUAAAGUGGGUAAUCUAAUCAAAUGAUGACAAUGUGCAACACAAUUAUGCAUUGCAUUUAUUUUAUUUAUACCUAAUUAAUCAGACCCGUUUACCUGAAAAUAAAAUAACCAUGCAAUAUUACACCACAUCAUAAUAUUAGACUGAUUAUAAAUUGCAAACAGACAUUUUUUCAUUAUAUGUAUAUUUAUGCAAAAGUUGUUUAAAAUUAUAAACUAACAUAGGUAAUCUGAUAAAAGAACCUUUAUGUUCAAUUAAAUGUGGAAAGCCUAAAAAAAAAUGAGUACACUGCAUUUAUUUUAUUUAUACCUAAUUAAUCAGACCAGUUUACCUGAUAAUAAAAUAACCAUGCAAUAUUACACCACAUCAUAAUAUUAAACUGAUUAUAAACUGCAAACAGACAUUUUUUCAUUAUAUAUAUAUGUGUAAAAGUUAUUUAAAAUUAUAAAUUAUCAUAGGCAAUCUGGUCAAAGGACCUUUAUGUUUAAUUAAAUGUGGAAAGCCUAAAACAAAAUGAGUACACUACAUUUAUUUUAUUUAUACCUAUAAUUAUCUGACAAUAAUACAUAAACCGAUGAUCACUUACACACUCAUACAACCUUAUUAGAUUGUAUAUAAGCAGUCGGCAUGCAUUGAUUAUAGACAGUGUUAAAUCUCAACAUCAUUUACUAGACUUGAUGCGUCGUCGCUUCACAACAUUACAAAACCGCUACAAGACUACAUAACAAGUAAAAAUACAAUGUCUUCAUAUACCAAUGUUACUGACGAAAGCUCAUCAAAUGAAGAUGAAAGUUCAUAUUCAGUAAAACCUGUUAAACCAAAAAUCAGUAAAAGAAAAAAUGUUGGCGAGUCAAAAACUGGUAGUAAAAAGACCAAGAUCGGAAAGCAAUCGGAAUCAUACAAGGAUAUUUUUAUGGAUUUGAUAUCAAAAGGGAAAGUUGAAAAUGAUGUAUUGAACACAUUAACAAUGAAGGAAGGAAAUAAUUCAUACACUUUUAAAUGUCCUGUUGCACCACACUGUGAAGACUACUAUGUUAUUCAGCAUUACAAAAUUAGUACAAUUCAAGAUAUUCCGUCAGAUGAAAGAUGGAAACAUGCGGAAGCUAGUAUUAAAAUUCAUACAUCUACUAGAGAUACAAAAGAUUCGAACAUUUCAAACAAAAUCAAUGACGUUGUUCGUGAAAUAUUGGACCGGUUUUCAGCAGAUCCUAAGAAAAAAAUUAUUAAAAAUACUAAAAAAUAAAUUAACAACAAUUUAAAUGUAUAUACUAUAUUAUCAAUAUUGCAAAUUAUAAACAUUUAUAAUUUAAUGAUUGUAUAAUAAAAAUAGUAACAUUAUAAUAAAAUAAUUAAUCUUGUUUCUAUUUUUACAAUAAUAUUGGUAAUUUUUAUUUAGUAUUAAUGUAAUAUUAUUAAUAGUAUAAAGUUUAAAGAGUAAAAAAAAAAAAUAAUGUUAGAAAAGUAUAAUGUUAUGAUUAUGUGCAAUACUUACAGAAAUAAAUCAUAGCACUAGAAACACAACGGUUGUCAAUAUAAAAAUUAAUAAUAGUCAUAUAAUAUAAUAUUGUUAUAAUAUAACAAUAGUCAGCAGCUGUAUGAUCGCAACUCGUAAACAACCUGCUGCUGCAGCUGAUGAUAAAGCAGUCGUAGAUUGCAACGUUAUAUUUUAAUAUCAUUUAAUAUUAUAUCUGAUAGUGAAUUAUUGUGGAAUUGAAGUAUUUCAUACAUAAAACUAAAAUCCUCGUUCUGUACAAAAUAA
Molecule: messenger RNA, 2213 nt
Organism: Metopolophium dirhodum (rose-grain aphid)
Lineage: Eukaryota; Metazoa; Arthropoda; Insecta; Hemiptera; Aphididae
Exons: 5
Coding region: 1194-1697 (167 amino acids)
Source: RefSeq, a predicted model, not a curated record